GACGAGAAGCGGCUAUGAGCUGGAAGGGGACUGACGACAUCUGUGUUGACUGUGACGCGCUUGAAGGCAUUGCGGCACUCCAGGCUAAGGGCUUGGUGCCCCAGGUCGGCGAGGAUGGGGUCCUACUCUACAUCAGGUUGGUCAGACAUGACCGGCAAGGACAACUGGACAACCAGGGUGAGCAGGGGGUGCUUGAGGGUUCUGGCAUGAGUGUGAGGGAGUACCUUAAGACGGAAGUGAAUGACAUGGUUUCGAGGAUUCCAUUCGCGGCUGGCACUGCAGCACGCCAGGCUGCGGACUGGCAAGGACAACCGGACAACCAGAGCGAGCAGGGGGUGCCUGAGGGUUAUGGCAUGAUUGUGAGGGAGUACCUUAACACGGAUGUGAAGGACAUGGUUUUGAGGAUUCCAUCCAUGGUUGGCGUUGCAGCACUUCAGGCUGAAGACUCAGUGGCCCAGGUGGACGAGGAUAGGGUCCUGGUCUUUGUGGGGCUAGUCGGACAUAACUGGCAAGGACGACUGGGCAAUGAGGGUGAGAAGGGGGUGAUUGAGGGUUCUGGCACGAGUGUGAGCGAGUUCCUUGAGACGAAUGUGAAUGGCAUGGUUGUGAGGGUUCCAUCCGCGGCUGUGGUCACCCCACCAGUUCCAGGACACAAUGUGGCUGUUGAGGGCGAAAAUCGAGAAGACAUGGCGAAGGGCCGUGGCAGUGGGAUGGAAGAGCUGCAGGACACGGUCAGCCUAAUGCAACGCAAGCGAGGCCGGCCGCUGAAGGUGCCAUGGCGGGGUGAUCGCCGGGCAAGUGACCGCACUGCAGAGGACCGGAGGGCGCGACCGUCGUCUGGCCCGCCGGCAAGUGCUAGCACGGCAAGCACUGCGGCGCGAAGCCCGCGGCCAGGGCAGGCCAUGGGCGACAACGUCCUAUGGUGGAGUGAACUUGUAGGGUUGAAUGACCCUAUGGAGAACUGCCAGACCGUGCUCAGCAACGAGACGGUGGACACCAUCAUCUCCAACAUCAGGCCGAUGAGUGUCGAGCACCGCAAGUACAUGCUCUCGGAGCUGAUCCCGUUCUUGGGGGCGUUCAUGGCUGAGUUGUUGAGGGCCAUCAACGAGGCUGUGGCUGGUAACCCGGAUGAGGUCGUGGAAGUUCCCGUUGAGGAUGACGACCAGGCAGUGCUGGUGCAGAUGGGGAUGGCGGUGAGGAACACGGACCGUCAGGGGGAUGACUUCUCGGUCAUGCAGAUUGACCACGAAGCGCGGUGCCUUUUUGGCGCCAAACUUUCCAUGCUGCAAGCACACCUGAACGGGAUGGACGACAGCCGCAGCGCCCAAGCAGCAUCGCACCUGAAGAUCAUGACGGAGAGACU
Symbiodinium pilosum is the source of this 1363-nucleotide messenger RNA. Lineage: Eukaryota; Dinophyceae; Suessiales; Symbiodiniaceae. The record is from the annotation of a GenBank genome assembly.